AUGACAGGGGCGCGCGCUAACAACUAUGGAUCAAGGAUUGACAUGAUUCUGGCAGCCCAGGGAGUGGGGGAGGCAAGCUUCAUUGAGCGCUUAGUGCAUUGUGACAUCUGGCCGGAGAUGGAGGGGUCUGAUCAUGCCCCAGUGUUUGUUGACAUGGAGCUGCUUCAGCCACUCUCCUGUCGCUUGACUAUCCCACCCCCUGCUGUGAGCUCAAGGGCCCUGUUUGCUGCGAAGCAAAGGCAGCUGGACUCGUGGCUCGGUGCUUGCAAUGUGCAGAAAGGGGCAGCUCAGAGGCAGGCAGAGGACUCAAGAGUGUGCGCAGCGCCAAGGCGUGACAAACCAGCUGGUGCAACUGUUGAUGGCAGAGAUUGUCAAGACAUGAUUGGGUGCAAUGAUGCCUGUGGGAGAGGACAGGGUUCAGGGAAGAGUGAGGCUGCAGUUAAGAGGACCAUGGGGCACAGCAUCUUAGGCACUGCAGUGCCAGCCAAAAAGAGACGUGAACAACGAGAUGUGCGAGAGUUUUUUAACGCGAAGCCAUUGGUGAAAGAGGGGACCCCCAGGAUUACUAGCACAGGGAAAGAUCGUCUUCCCAAACCCAGUGAUGAUGCUAAAGAGCAGCCAGGCUUGCAAAACAAAGGCACAGAGCUGCAAAAGGGUACAUCUGCAAAAGCAGCAUCUCCAAGCCAUUGUCCUGCUCACCUGAGAGGUUCCCCGGUGAGAGAUAGCUCGAAUCUUCCUGAGGAAUGGAUUAAGAGAGCCGAAUCCGUAGCAGCUUGGGAACGAAUAAAUCGAAUGCUGCAACCUCCUAGGUGCCAGGGUCAUGGGGAACCCUGUGUGAUACGGGAGGUCAAGAAGCAGUGCGCAAACAAGGGUCGUUUGUUCUUCGUUUGUGCUAGGCCUGAAGGCCAUAGACCCAAGGGUAGGUGCAAUCAUUUUGAAUGGGCUGCAAAGCGUUCGUAUCGAGGGUAG
Molecule: messenger RNA, 969 nt
Organism: Ostreobium quekettii
Lineage: Eukaryota; Viridiplantae; Chlorophyta; Ulvophyceae; Bryopsidales; Ostreobiaceae
Source: the annotation of a GenBank genome assembly